Molecule: messenger RNA, 1267 nt
Organism: Cynara cardunculus var. scolymus (artichoke)
Lineage: Eukaryota; Viridiplantae; Streptophyta; Magnoliopsida; Asterales; Asteraceae
Product: haloacid dehalogenase-like hydrolase domain-containing protein 3
Exons: 6
Coding region: 137-979 (280 amino acids)
Source: RefSeq, a predicted model, not a curated record
UCCUCCAUUUAACUGAAUCCAGACACAGAACAAGAAAUUAAACCAACAAACAGAUUGAAGAUCAUCUUCUUCAUCUUACCCACCAUUCUUUUCAAGGCUGAACUCUUAUGAACCUCACUGAAUUUUAGUUAAUUCUAUGAUGGCGACGCGUAUCACAAAGAUCACUGCCCUCCUUAGCUAUAAUGGCGUCGUAUCAAGGAUAUGGGCAACACCAUUUCUGGGUUCCAAUUCCUAUUCUUCCGCAGUGGCUUCCCUUGAAUCCGAGCCAGAUUCUCCAUUGUUUGGGUUGAAGGAUUAUGAAAAUUACAGAAAAUCGAUCCAUGGUGGAAUUACUCAUAAAGCGCUGUUGGUUGACGCUGUCGGCACCCUCGUUAUCCCGUCUCAGCCCAUGGCUCAGAUUUAUAAGCAAAUUGGGGAAAAGUAUGGUGUUGAAUUUAGUGAAGAUGAGAUUCUGAGGAGAUACAGAAAAGCUUAUGAGCAGCCAUGGGGUAGAUCUCGACUCAGAUACGUAGACGAUGGAAGACCGUUCUGGCAACAUAUUGUUAGUUCAUCAACAGGCUGUUCCGACUCCCAAUACUUCGAGGAGCUUUAUAAUUAUUAUACCACGGAAAAGGCUUGGCAUCUCUGUGAUCCAAAUGCGGGAGAGGUGUUCAAGGCUUUGAAGAAAGCCGGGGUAAAAGUAGCUAUAGUCUCAAACUUCGACACGCGAUUAAGACCUCUGCUACGUGCUUUAAACUGUGAUCACUGGUUCGAUGCCAUGGCGGUUUCCGCUGAAGUUGCAGCAGAGAAACCGAAUCCUAUGAUAUUUCUAAAAGCGUGCGAGUUAUUAGGCGUAGAAGCGGAGGAUGCAGUCCACGUAGGCGACGAUCGUAGAAACGAUAUUUGGGGAGCCCGAGAUGCGGGAUGCGAUGCGUGGUUAUGGGGAAGCGAUGUUCAUUCCUUCAAGGAGAUUGCCGAAAGGAUAGGAGUUGAGGUGUGAACGGAACCGAACCCCUUUGGAUUCGAAGAAAUAAGAUUCCGGAUGUACGAUCGGUUUUUUGGAAUCGAAAUAUGGCCGAUGUAUCAUAUUAUUUUACGGUAAAAUUCGAUGUGAUAUGAUACAGCGGUUGUAAUCGAUGUUUUUUCCUUCGUAUUUGUGGUCAUCACAUGUAAAUAUUGUGUAGUUGUUGUUACGUGCAUCUGCACUUGCCUUUGUGUAUGCAAGCAACUAGUGUCAGAAUUAUAAUAAAUCGCGACAUCUUUUGGGGCAUGUGCCAGAUUUUUUAGA